Pelobates cultripes (western spadefoot toad) is the source of this 2770-nucleotide messenger RNA. The record is from the annotation of a GenBank genome assembly. NCBI's taxonomy places the organism in Eukaryota, Metazoa, Chordata, Amphibia, Anura, Pelobatidae.
AUGAAGCUUUUUCAUAUUCUCUGUGUCGUGAUGGUGAGUAUGCCACUUGUCGUAACCAGUACUCAGUCGUGCCAACAUACAGACAAAAAAAGUGGAUCUCCAGGUAAGGAUGGAUAUUAAGACUAAAAGCAUCCUUUUUUUUUUUUAUUAAGGUAUAGGUAAUUGAUUCAUUAAUCUAUUAGGGGAUAUUUUACCCCAGUAAAUGGUGAGAUACUUUUUCCUGGGUUAAACACAAGGUAAUCACCACAAUCAAAAAUAAUUUUUAGAGUGUGUUAUUUACAAAAAUAUUUUUUUUUAAGUAAUCCAUUUCCCAAAAACAUUUGUAUUAAUGAGCUAUAUAGGAAUGCAUUUUAUAUCAAAGCUACUAAAAUGAGGGCAGUGAUCACUAUGUCAUCAUAUUUACUUUUGACCUCGAGCCACAACAUUUUGUACAAUAUGGUGGGUUGGGGAGAGGGAGCUGGAAAUCCUUAAAUCCAACUUGCUUGUUUUUCAAAAAAUUUAAAAACUCACUUGUCUAAGUUGUAUUGUUUUUAUGCCAACUGUUUGGAUAAAAUAUUGUAAACCCACUUCCAGAUCUUUACAAUUCACCAGAAAUUAUCCCAUUAUGUUUUUCCAUUUUUUCUGUCCACCCCACCUACAAGCACUUCUGCUUUCUGAAGUGCUAUGUUAGUCUUGAGUCUGUUAAUUGUCUUGUCGGUCUAUUAAAGUGUCAAUCUAAUAGAAAUCUGCACUUUUAUAAUUGGGGACAGGUAAGCUUUCUGUUGGCUCCACAAAGUUAAUUGAUGUUUUAAGUAGGCUAUGCUAGCAUGGACCUGCAUCUCCUCCUUCUCAAUGAGCUGUACUACAACCCAUUGAGAAGCAUAGGAAAGCUGAGAUUGCGAUCACAUUUGCAUGUAUGUGUGCAUGCGCGCAGCUACAGCACAGAUGGUUUUUAAUGAGAAACCUUGAACUGGAGUAUUCCUUGGCACUGGAAAAAUGGGAAGGUUUGCAUAGGCUGCAGACAGCAGAUCUGUAUUCAUUUUUCGAUGUGUUAUUCCACAUAUCCCCAUAGAAAACAUGCAGAAAAUAAAAAAAAAAUGCAUUAUUUAGGGGUAUGUCUACUAAAUUUUUAAAAACAUUUAACAUGAGUGUUCUUUUAAACAGACAGUAGUUUUAUGUGUUUUUUUUUUGUUUGUUUGUUUUUUAAGCAUUGGUUGAGAUAGUGAGUUGGCUAAAGGAACACUCCAUAAUCAAUAUAGCUUGCUAGAAGUGCCCUGGUGCUAUAUUUGAAUGAUGAGAAAUCUCACACUACCAAUGCUGCUGAGCUGGAAGUUGCCAAACAGGAACAGUAACAGCAUACAGCCACAUGUAUGACCCUUGAGAAAUGCCAUAGGCUGAAACGUUGGGUGUCUUGAUUGCCAUGCCCUGAGCUCUUGUACAUAAGGAAGGUUCAACACUAUUUCAAGCCUUGCUUCUGGAUAUCUAUAUAUCUAUAUAUAUAUAUAUAUAUAUAUAUACACACUUUUUGUCCAUCUAUAUACUUGUUUUGUAUUUAUUGCUAUCUUUAUAUUUGUUAUACAUGCUUUGAUUUGUGAAGUAUAUUUAAUCUGGAAAUUUAUACUCUCUUAUAGGGGGGUGGUGGUGGUGGUGGUGGUGGUGGUGGUGUGUGUGUGUGUGUGUGUGUGUGUGUGUAUAUAUAUAUAUAUAGAUAUAUAUUUGAAUAUUUAUACACACACACAUCUAUUGAAUAUAUCUGAUAUAUCUAUCUAUUGAAUCUUUUAAUUGAGAAUCAAUAGAAUUUAUAGCUUUAUAAUAUUUGGUGUACAGUUUAUUAUUAUUAUUUUAUUGAAUCUGCUCUAUUUAUUGAUUUAUUGACCAUCAGUUACUUCUUGUCUUAAAGGUUUGGAUGAGUUAAACCCUAAACGAGACUCUUUGGAGCAAGAACUUAGAUGUUUGCAAUCCAGUGUAGCAGCACUGAAAAAUGGUGAGUAAUGCAAAUCCAACAUUUUGUUUGAAAUUCACCCAAAAGUGCACACACACACAAACUAUGAUACAUUGCACUAAUGACUCAUCCCCUUUUUAACUUUUUGCACAACUUUUUAAACAGAACACUUUGAUAAGUUUCCCACAAUCCUGAAAGCAUCAGAUUUUAACAUGAUAUUCUGAUUUCUCUACAAAAUAUAGUUAAGGAUAGGUAACUGUGCCCUAGACAAUGGAUGCUAAACAGCAGAAAAUGUAUGAUUUAACAUGUUAUGAAGUUAUUUAUAUUUGGUAAAAAAAAAAUAUUUUACUGCCAAUUAAUGUCAUAAAAUGGCAAAAUCAUCUUAGAACUGUAUAUAAAAUAAUAUUAGUUAAGGUAAUGCUAUUUAGUUUUUGCAUAAUGAGUAUUUACUUACUUUUUUAAAUUUUAGCUUUGGUCUUCAAUAGAGGGACAAGUAGCGGUAACAAAAUUUAUCUUACAAAUGGCCAGACAGCUUCUUACAAUGAAGGAUACACAAUUUGUGCCAAGGCAGGAGGACAGUUGCCUUCCCCACAAAUUACAGAAGAGAAUGAAGCUAUAUUGACCCUUGCUUUGCAGCACAAGAAGGAUCCAUUCCUUGGUAUUAACGACAUUGGGGAUGAAGGAACAUUUAGAUAUCCAAAUGGAGAGGAAAUUACCUACUCAAACUGGUCAGCUGGUGAACCCAAUGAUGAGUUUGGGGUUGAGGAUUGUGUGGAAAUGUUUAAUAAUGGGAAGUGGAAUGAUAAGAAUUGUGAAGAAAAACGACUUAUCAUUUGUGAAUUUUCUUAA